UUUCAGAUGCUUGUCAAAUAUACUCUCUUCGCAACACUUUUUGGCUUGGUCAGCGCCGUUUGCCCAGUCGGUAAUGACUUGGAAAUCAAAGGAUUGUGUUUCAAAUUUGUGGCCCAAAAAAUGACUUACGAUGAUGCUCAUAACUGGUGUCAUUUCAAAAAUCCAGUUGGUUUUUCUUAUCUGGCAUAUGUUCCUGAUCAAGUAACAAGUAACUACUUGGCAGUCUUCGCUCGCACGGAAUUUGGUCCGGAUGCUGAAAAGUUCUGGAUUGGUCUACAUCGAAAUGGAUCUUCUGGUCUCUUGGAAUGGGAUAACAUGAGACCUGUUGUCCAUACCAACUUUGGAAACAACGUUACAAAAAACUACUUCACUGAAAACAUCUCCGAUGCAAAAUGGGAAACACUGGACGAUAAUGGCAAGAAUUACUUUGUGUGUAGUUAUGAUUCAAGGUGGGCAACAAAGCCAACGCCAAGUACAAUGAAGUCUACACCGACUACUCCGACUACCAUCAAGUCUACUCCGACUACUCCGACUACCAUGAAGUCUACUCCAACUACUCCGACUACUCCGACUACCAUGAAGUCUACUCCAACUACUCCGACUACUCCGACUACCAUGAAGUCUACUCCAACUACUCCGACUACUCCGACUACCAUGAAGUCUACACCAACUACUCCGACUACUCCGACUACCAUGAAGUCUACACCAACUACUCCGACUACUCCGACUACCAUGAAGUCUACUCCAACUACUCCGACUACUCCGACUACCAUGAAGUCUACUCCAACUACUCCGACUACUCCGACUACCAUGAAGUCUACACCAACUACUCCGACUACUCCGACUACCAUGAAGUCUACUCCGACUACUCCGACUACCAUGAAGUCUACUCCAACUACUCCGACUACUCCGACUACCAUGAAGUCUACACCAACUACUCCGACUACUCCGACUACCAUGAAGUCUACUCCAACUACUCCGACUACUCCGACUACCAUGAAGUCUACUCCAACUACUCCGACUACUCCGACUACCAUGAAGUCUACUCCAACUACUCCGACUACUCCGACUACCAUGAAGUCUACACCAACUACUCCGACUACUCCGACUACCAUGAAGUCUACUCCAACUACUCCGACUACUCCGACUACCAUGAAGUCUACUCCAACUACUCCGACUACUCCGACUACCAUGAAGUCUACUCCGACUACUCCGACUACCAUGAAGUCUACUCCAACUACUCCGACUACUCCGACUACCAUGAAGUCUACACCGACUACUCCGACUACCAUGAAGUCUACACCGACUACUCCGUCUACCAUGAAGUCUUCUCCAACUACUCCGACUACCAUGAAGACUUCAAGUAUCACAAAUUAA
Molecule: messenger RNA, 1377 nt
Organism: Caenorhabditis elegans
Lineage: Eukaryota; Metazoa; Nematoda; Chromadorea; Rhabditida; Rhabditidae
Gene: clec-174
Product: C-type lectin domain-containing protein
Exons: 2
Coding region: 7-1377 (456 amino acids)
Molecular function (GO): carbohydrate binding
Source: RefSeq, marked reviewed